Pygoscelis adeliae (Adelie penguin) is the source of this 650-nucleotide messenger RNA. RefSeq names its product G0/G1 switch 2 (gene G0S2). Gene Ontology annotation, cellular component: mitochondrion. The transcript has a single exon. The record is from RefSeq and is a predicted model, not a curated record. Gene Ontology annotation, biological process: positive regulation of extrinsic apoptotic signaling pathway. Bases 56 to 361 code for a protein of 101 amino acids. Lineage: Eukaryota; Metazoa; Chordata; Aves; Sphenisciformes; Spheniscidae.
CCUCUCUCUUCUCUUGUAGAACAGACAUCUUCCAAAUCCGCUGAAAAAAAAAAUAAUGGAAACCAUGCAUGAGCUGAUCCCCUUUGCCAAAGAAAUGCUCAGCCAGAAGCCCAACAGGAAAAUGGUCAAGCUGUACAUGCUGGGCAGCGUGCUGGCUUUCUUUGGUGUGGUUAUUGGUCUGGUGGAGGCAGUGUGCAGUCCUUUCACCUCUGCAGGGAGGCUAGAGGAGGAGGAGGAGAAGAAACCUGCCCCGACGCAAGAGCAAAUGCUUCCUCAGAAACAACAGGAUUUGAUCUUGGGAAAGAGCAAGGAGCCGGUGGUGACGCAGAGGGCCCUGGUGACCAGACAGCACGCCUCCUAAGAGCCCCGCCGCUGGAGAGGUGCCUGCUGAGCAACCAAGCACAAGAGACUCUGCUGUCCUGUUGUACCUGGUGGUGGUUCCAGCAAGAAGAGAGAAGGGUUGGCUGAAGGAGAAGGCCGCAAGUGCAAGACUUGAAAGAAGUGAAUGGUUAUAUUUGCUGCUGUGCAGCAGUGGGGAAAAAUACCUUUUGUUGGUAUAAAAAUGUGCAAGAUGCACAGCAUGGUUUCUUAUUUUUAUUACAGAUGCAUUUUACAACAUUUUGCAAAAUCAAUAAAUAUUUUAUAUGGUA